AUGUCUGGGAGGAAAGAUGAUCGAAUACAUGCACGUCACGCGGGCUAUAAUACUCGGUACAAUAUUGCCUCGGGACUUAUGAAUGACUUUAUGAUUGUGACCAUAAUGCUCUACAUCCUCUGCCACACUCAUACCCUUCUGCCUCGACCUGGAGGCAUUUUGGACGCUCCAAAUUGGUUUCCUAUAGAACGACAAUCGAAGGCCUUUUGA
This is a messenger RNA of Aspergillus piperis CBS 112811, 210 nucleotides long. RefSeq lists its product as uncharacterized. The transcript is spliced from 2 exons. Bases 1 to 210 code for a protein of 69 amino acids. Lineage: Eukaryota; Fungi; Ascomycota; Eurotiomycetes; Eurotiales; Aspergillaceae. The record is from RefSeq and is a predicted model, not a curated record.